CUCUUGUCCUCAUCCUCGAACUCCUCGUUCACAAUAUGUCCUCAAGCAGCCCACUCGUGAGCAGGCCUUCAAGACGUCGUAAUGCACCCCUAUCGUGUGCGGAGUGUCGACGGCUUAAGCUCAAAUGUUCGCGUCAGUUUCCGUGCUCUAGCUGUGUCAAAAAAGGAUGUGCUCAGAUCUGUCCCGAUGGAUCACUCACCACGGGCAAGGGUAACAGAUUUGUCUUGGCGAAUACAGUAGUUCUCCAUGAGAAGAUCAAUGCACUAGCAAAUCGUGUAAGACAGUUGGAAGACGCAUUGCAAGACGCAUACAGUCAUAUCUCGCUGGAACCUCAUCCCCUCUUGUCCGAGGAAUUGCUGCAGAUCAAGAGACCUCUUGAGCGGGAAACUCAAGAAGAAGCACAGCAAGAACCAGAAGCAGGUAUUACGGAAGCUAUCGAUGCCGUUGGAUCUCUGUACCUCGGAGACUCGGGUCAUACGAAAUUCUUUGGAACAACCGCCAAUGCUUGGUAUCUCCUUCAGAAUGAGGAAGGCGCGGAGGAUGAUGUAGAGUCUCCGCAAGGCCCAUUGCCAACAGAUAUUCCCUGGUUGAGCCAUGCAUUCCCUUUCUCCACGAGUGUCAUCGAGAGCAUUCCGGACAUACGAAACAGUCUCAUAUCGUUGCUUCCGGAACUCUCAGAAGUGCGUCGCUUAGCGGCAUUGUAUUUCAAGCAUGGCGCAUGGAUGUACACACCCAUACCCGAGAGCGAGUUCCUUGGGACAAUUCUGCCGCGAUUCUAUGAACUCUCGCCGGCAUACCUAGAUCAAGAUCCGCUCGACUCGCACCGGCUCGCAAUAUUGUAUCUAGUUCUUGCGAUGGGUACUUUGGUUGAUCUCGAAAUAGAGCCUCUCUCCCCCUCAGCCACCCGCUAUUAUCAGCUUGGACGCGCUGCUCUGUCGUUGGAUUCUGUCCUGGAACACCAGACUCUACCGGCUAUUCAGGCAUUGAUUCUUAUGUGCCAUUUUAUGUUCCUAUCGCACGUCGACGGUCCGCGCUGGGCGCUGAUGGGGCUUGCCGUCAAGCUGGCAUUGACUCUUGGACUUCAUCGCGAUGGAAAUAAGUGGAAUUUGAAUCCCGAAGAGGCUUUCAAGCGGCGAAAUUUAUUCUACGAGCUUUACACCUAUGACUCAUGGCAGAGCCUCACGUUCGGCAGGCCUCCAUCGCUGUCGAUGGCCUUUAUCGAUUGUCAAAUGCCGGAAAGUCCGGCGGCGAAGACAGAUUCUGGAGAGCCCGAGAUGAGCUUCGCGGCUUGGAAGCAUCUCUUUGCUUCGCGAUGCCAGAGCGUUGUUCACGAGCAGGUGUUCGGUGCCCGGAUCUCCAGCUAUCGCACUGUCAUAGAGCUCGACAAGAAGGUCCGGGAAUUCUAUCUUCCGCCAUCGUUGCGCGUACCGGGGUUCGGAGGAGCAAAAUUGGAGCAGACGUCGACGUCGUACGAGAAGAUCCUCCAAGGAUAUUGUGCCUUCUCAAUGAGAGAAAUCACCGUCUUCUACAUGCAUCGCGGCUUCUUCGCCACCGCUCUCCAAGACAAUCCAGAGGAUCCGCUAGGCAGCAAGUACGCGCCGUCUGUCUUGGCGGCACACAACAGCGCAUGCGCCUUCGUUAGCUUGGUCAAGAGUCUGCACUCGCAAUUCCCGGCGUUGGUGGAGCGGAUGUGGUUCUUCUUCACACAUGUAUUCUCGUGCUCGAUCGUGUUGGGUGCGAUACCGUCCAAGAGUCCUGGCAUGGCGCUGGCUCGUUCGGCGCUCGCGCAGCUCGACACCGCAUACAGCCUCUUCGACAGUGUGUCUCACAAUCCCCGUGCGGCCAAGGUGCUUCCUGUGUUGCGGAAGCUGAAGAGUAGAGCUGAGGCGUCCAUGGCUGAAUAUCAUUCUCGAAAUAUGGCACCGCGCAAUGGCCCUCAUGGAUUCACCAUCAAAGAAGACGAAGAACUCACGGCUCUUGGCGGCAAGACCAGAUUGGUCUCUCGCAAGUCGCCCUCAGCACCGUCCUCUCCGAGCGGGAGCAACUCGCAAGGUGGAUCCAGCCCCCGCGAUGCCUCCGACCAGUCCCCAGUGCAGAGCGUGGCUCCUCCCGUGCCCGAGCCCAUGCAGUCCAUCCAACACGGCAUCAUGGAUCCCCCUCAGCCAUGGCAAACGUACAACCAGUCACCCACCGCCGUCAACGGCUUCGGAUACAACGGCAGUCUAUACCAGCCAUAUGCGGAGCUGCACGGCAUGUGGCAGUCACCAUUUGACCAGAGCAUGAUACCCCAUAGUAAUGGGCACCACCCGAUGGUCCAGCAGCCUAUGGGGCUGGAUGUGUCGGCCAUUCAGAACGGAGCAUACAUGAAUAUGGACCCUACGGCUGCCUCGUACGGGUACAUGUCUGGCGGUGGCUCGCCGGACGGUCAAAUGCAGCAGCCUGACGCAUCAUGGCAGAAUUUGUGGGCGCAGUUCAAUCAGGCGUAGAGGAAUUCUUAGAAGUGGAGAUCAAUGGACUGUUGUAAUAUACACUGAAACGUCGGAUUGCUUUCUUGUUCACGCUUACAUAGCUCUCGAAUUGUCCGUCGCUGACAUUUGACGAAUGGAUGAAUGUGCUUCUUGCAUGUUAUAGCUGCGGUGCGAUGCGGUGAAUCAAGGUGAUAUGC
Messenger RNA from Laetiporus sulphureus 93-53, 2665 nucleotides. RefSeq lists its product as uncharacterized. Gene Ontology annotation, molecular function: DNA-binding transcription factor activity, RNA polymerase II-specific; DNA binding; zinc ion binding. NCBI's taxonomy places the organism in Eukaryota, Fungi, Basidiomycota, Agaricomycetes, Polyporales, Laetiporaceae. The record is from RefSeq and is a predicted model, not a curated record. The coding region runs from base 36 to 2486 and encodes 816 amino acids. The transcript is spliced from 17 exons. Gene Ontology annotation, biological process: DNA-templated transcription; regulation of DNA-templated transcription.